CCCAUCGAUCCCAUCGAUCCCCGGCUCUCCCCCACCGCGAUGUUCUUCACCUGCGGCCCCAACGAGGCCAUGGUGGUCUCAGGUUUCUGCCGCAGCCCCCCGGUGAUGGUGGCCGGGGGCCGGGUGUUGGUGAUCCCGUGCCUGCAGCAGAUCCAGAGGAUCUCCCUGAACACGCUGACGCUGCCCGUGCGCAGUGAGAAGGUUUACACCCGCCACGGGGUGCCCAUCUCCGUCACCGGCAUCGCACAGGUGAAGAUCCAGGGCCAGAACAAGGAGAUGCUGGCGGCCGCCUGCCAGAUGUUCCUGGGCAAGUCGGAGAGCGAGAUUGGCCAGAUCGCCCUGGAGACGCUGGAGGGCCACCAGCGCGCCAUCAUGGCCCACAUGACCGUGGAGGAGAUCUACAAGGACCGGCAGAAGUUCUCGGAUCAGGUUUUCCGCGUGGCCUCGUCCGACCUGGUGAACAUGGGCAUCUCCGUGGUCAGCUACACCCUCAAGGACGUGCACGACGAGCAGGAUUACCUGCGCUCCCUCGGGAAGGGCCGCACGGCGCAGGUGCAGCGCGACGCCCGCGUGGGAGAGGCCGAGGCCAAACGCGACGCCGGGAUCCGCGAGGCGCGGGCGCGGCAGGAGCAGGUGUCGGCGCAGCUGCUGAGCGAGGAGGCCACGGCGCGAGCCCAGCGCGACUUCCAGGUGGCCCAGGCUGAGUGUGACGGAGCCGUCAGUGCCCGCAGGGCCACGGCUGAGCUGGCAUUCCAGCUGCAGGCGGCACGCUCGCAGCAGGCCAUCGCGGCGCAGCGUGGGGAGGUGGCGCUGGUGGAGCGGGCACAGCGGGUGCAGCUGCAGGAGCAGGAGGUCGGGCGGCGCCGCCAGGAGCUCGAGGCCACCGUGCGCAAACCGGCCGAGGCUGAGCGCUACCGGCUGGAGCGGCUGGCUGAGGCGCAGCGGACGCAGGUGCUGCUGCAGGCGGAGGCCGAGGCUGAGACCCUGAAGGUGACGGGCGCUGCCCGUGCCGCGGCCGUGGCCUCUCGUGCCCGCGCCGAGGCCGCGGCGGCUGCGGCCAAGGCCGAGGCCUUCGGGCAGUUCCAGGACGCGGCCGUGGUGGAUCUGGUGCUGCAGAGGCUGCCCCAGGUGGCCGAGGCGGUGGCGCAGCCGCUGCUGGGGACGCGCCGGGUGACGCUCGUGGGCGGCUCCGGGGCCGUCGGGGUGGCCAAAAUCCCCUCGGAGAUCCUGGACUUGGUCACGCGGCUGCCGGGGGCCGUGGGGGCGCUGGCCCGGGGCUCCCAGGUGUCCCCGACGGAGCCCGAGGGUGGCACCGGAGCCACCGAAACGUCUCCAAAUGCCCCCAGAGUGACCCUGAGUGCCAACCCCCAGUGACACCAAAGUGUCCCCAAGUGCCACCACCCCCCAGAGCCGCCGGGACCCCGCUGUGUCCCCGAAGUGCCACCCAAGUGCCACCACCCUCUGAUGCCACUGCAUCCCCCAAGUGCCGCCGGUGGCCCCUGAGGCCACCAAGAUGCCACCAGCCCCCAAGUCCCUUUGUCCCCAGAGUGCCACCACGCCUUGCAUGUCCCCAAAGUGCCACCACUGCAGUGUCAGCGUGUCCCCAA
This is a messenger RNA of Motacilla alba alba, 1607 nucleotides long. RefSeq names its product flotillin 1 (gene FLOT1). The record is from RefSeq and is a predicted model, not a curated record. Gene Ontology annotation, cellular component: plasma membrane. Gene Ontology annotation, biological process: regulation of receptor internalization; positive regulation of endocytosis; protein localization to plasma membrane. The transcript is spliced from 12 exons. NCBI's taxonomy places the organism in Eukaryota, Metazoa, Chordata, Aves, Passeriformes, Motacillidae. Bases 40 to 1374 code for a protein of 444 amino acids.